AACCUGCUCCGGUCCAAUCAGCCUCAGUGCCUACCUUCACACGUAAGCGGCACUCAGGUCCGUCUGUCUGGUCGGACCUACACAUGCACCCGCCGCAUACACACUCUCGGACACGCACGUCGCUAUAGGCCCCCUAUAGCCCCCGCCCUCAUCUUGAGGCCACCUCUGCGCGACCCCUUUGCCAUUGGCCAAGACGCCGAGCCCUCAGCAUCUCCAUCGCGGCUGAAGGGAGCACUGGGGAAGGUCGGAUACACAGGUGAACAAUGAAGACGCUCGUGCGACUCGUGCUGGGACUCGUCGCCCUCAAAGCAGUGCUUGCCGGACCCCGGUUUUCCCGUCAAACGGACUUGGACACGUACGACGGCGGCAACUACGACGUGGACGAUCUGAAUUCGGAAAACCAGGAGUAUGACUACGAAGACGGGCUGACCAUCGACGAUCCCGAGAUAGAGAUUGGCACAGUGGCCCCGCCCGACUACAACUACCCAAUACCAGAGGCGUCCUUGGAGGAGCAGGAGGGCCAAGAGGAGGAGGAGGAAGAGGAGGUCCCCCUGAUGCCUCAGCUCAUUCCUCAGGGCUCAGGAGGGUCCGGAGUUCUCAUGGGCCCGGACACACAGAAAGAGGUGGAGCUGCGUCUGACACCCAUUGACUUCCUUCAUGUCUCCGGGGAUUUUGGGGGCUCGGUGGGGUCUGGUGUCUCGGGAGCCUUGGGGGUUUCCGGGUCAGGAGGCUCAGGGGACCCGCUGGUCUCAGGCGCCUCUGGGGGCUCUGGGGAUAUAGUCUUCAUCUCUGGGGCUUCUGUGGAGAUCCUCAGCGGCUCCGGAGGAUCAGGGCAGUUCUUGGCAUCCGGGGAUGUGGAUUACUUGAUAUCAGGGGAUCUCUCUGGAUCUGCGGAGGUCUCCGGAUCAGGGGACCUCCUGAUUUCUGGGGAUGUCUACGGCUCAGGGGAUCUCCUAAUAUCUGGGGAUUUUUUCAGUUCUGGGGAUCUCUUGAUAUCAGGAGAUCUCUCAGGAUCAGGAGAUCUCUUGAUAUCUGGGAUGGGGUCCGCAACUUCUGGAGCCUCUGGAGACUUCUCCUCUGGGGGAUCUGGAAUUGUAACUGAACUUGGAUCCGGGGUGUCUGGUAUUGCCACUGGAGGGUCUGGGGACCAGUCUGGUUCUGGGUUCUCGGGAGAUAUCCUGACCUCAGGUGCCUCGGGAGGCUCUGGGGUUUCUGGGGACACUGAUGAGUCCGGGAUCUCAGGGAUAACAUUAUUACCUGGAGAGGAGGAGCUGCCACUCCUUCCUACAACUAUCCCACAAGAGGCAUCAGGUGCUUCUGGGGAGUUCUCAGGAGUUUCAGGAACCUCAGGGGAUCUGGGAGUCUCCGGAGACGUAGAGGUCUCCGGAGCCUCUGGAACUUCUGGUGUCUCUGCCUCCGGAGACACCGAGGAGCCUGGUAUAACUCUGAUCCCUGACACUGAGAAAGAGGAGGGGCUGCUUCCCACACAAGAGACCCCUCAGGAGGGUACUGGUGGUGUCGAGGAGACACCGGGCUCUGGCCUUCCAGAGCCGGAUGAACCUGAAGAGCCUGAGAUUGACAGGACAGGUAUGCCCACAUGCUUGCUGUGCACAUGCCUCGGCGGUUCGGUCUACUGCGACGACUUAAAGCUGGACAGUGUUCCCCCUCUGCCCAAGGACACCACUCACUUCUACGCCCGCUACAACAGAAUCACCAAGAUCAACAAGUCCGACUUUGCCUCAAUGAACAAGCUCAAGAGGAUCGACCUGACCGCCAACGACAUCACGUCCGUCGACAGCAAGGCGUUUAUGGGUCUGCCUGAGCUGGAGGAGCUGGUGAUUCGGGAAAAUCACAUCUCACAGCUGCCCGCCCUGCCGGAGACCAUGACCCUGAUUGACGCCAGCCACAACAACAUUGAGUCCAAGGGGAUUGUCAAAGAGGCCUUUAAGGACAUGACCGGACUGCUAUACUUGUACCUGACAGACAACAAUAUUGACUACAUCCCUGUUCCUCUCCCAGACAGUCUGAGAUCUCUACAUCUACAGCGUAACAACAUCCAGUCGAUGCACGACGACACGUUUUGCAACCUGCACGACUUUAACUACAUCCGGAACGCUCUGGAGGACAUCCGCCUGGACGGCAACCCCAUCAACCUGAGCCGAACCCCUCAGGCGUACAUCUGCCUGCCCCGCAUCCCCGUUGGGGACCUCAUUUAAUAACCACGACGAGCAUGACCACACGCACGCGUCCUUGUACAUAUACAUGCAUAUAUGUUGACCCGUCACGUGCACGAGCAUGCGGACACGCGCACAUCACCCAUACCACUCUGCGUGGAUAUUUCGUGUACCAGAGGUCUUCACGGUCCAUAAACGCGUGACGUGAGUGAUCAUGCACACACACACACACACACACACACACAACAAAAAAAAACUGUUCCACAACUUGAAUUAGGAGUAAAAAAAAAAAAGAAAACCCUCAAAUGAAUGUUUCUGUCUGGUGUCUGCUCACUACCGCUCAAUUUUUGUUUAAAUAUUGUUUGUUUUGUAAAGAUUAAAAUAUAAAUAUUAUAAAAUAAAUGACGAAUUGAAGGCCGGAGCUCUAUGGAAGGUCACGUUUGAGUAUCUUAAUGCAAUAAAAGACGCAUUUUAAACAUGAAUCAUUUGUUGUAAAGUCUGUGCUGUAGCUUAAUUUCUACAUCAGGGGUGUCCAAAGUGCAGCC
Messenger RNA from Dunckerocampus dactyliophorus (ringed pipefish), 2719 nucleotides. It is a transcript of the gene epyc, whose product is annotated as epiphycan. The transcript is spliced from 10 exons. NCBI's taxonomy places the organism in Eukaryota, Metazoa, Chordata, Actinopteri, Syngnathiformes, Syngnathidae. The coding region runs from base 264 to 2216 and encodes 650 amino acids. The record is from RefSeq and is a predicted model, not a curated record. Gene Ontology annotation, molecular function: protein binding.